This is a messenger RNA of Haliaeetus leucocephalus (bald eagle), 1056 nucleotides long. RefSeq names its product 6-phosphofructo-2-kinase/fructose-2,6-biphosphatase 1 (gene PFKFB1). Gene Ontology annotation, biological process: fructose 2,6-bisphosphate metabolic process; fructose metabolic process. Gene Ontology annotation, molecular function: 6-phosphofructo-2-kinase activity; fructose-2,6-bisphosphate 2-phosphatase activity; ATP binding. Bases 1 to 1056 code for a protein of 351 amino acids. Lineage: Eukaryota; Metazoa; Chordata; Aves; Accipitriformes; Accipitridae. The record is from RefSeq and is a predicted model, not a curated record. Gene Ontology annotation, cellular component: 6-phosphofructo-2-kinase/fructose-2,6-biphosphatase complex; cytosol. The transcript has 10 exons.
AUGGAGGAGAAAUCACCCAAAAUCCCAGCCUCGGUACCCCAAUUUACCAACUGCCCCACCAUGGUGGUCCUGGUGGGGUUGCCAGCCCGCGGCAAGACUUAUAUCUCCCAUAAGCUCACUCGUUAUCUCAAUUGGAUCGGCACCCCGACACGGGUGUUUAACGUGGGGCAGUACCGGCGCAAAGCUGUGCAGAGCUACAAGAACUACGAGUUUUUCCGUCAAGAUAACGAGGAGGCUAUGCAAAUCCGCAGGCAAUGUGCAUUGGCUGCCCUUAAGGACGUCCGCAACUAUCUGAGCUCCGAGGAGGGGCAAGUGGCGGUGUUCGAUGCCACCAACACGACACGGGAACGCCGGGCCCUGAUCCUGCAAUUUGCCAAGGAAAAUCACUACAAGGUUCUGUUCAUUGAAUCCAUUUGCGACGACCCCGCCAUCAUCGAGGAGAACAUCAAGCAAGUGAAGCUGAGUAGCCCCGACUACAAGGGCUGUGCCCAGGAAGAAGCGGUGGCCGACUUCCUCAAGCGCAUCGAAUGCUACAAAGCCACCUACGAGCCCCUGGAUGAGCAGCUGGACAGCGGGCUGUCCUACAUCAAGAUUUUCGAUGUGGGGUUGCGCUACCUGGCGAACCGGGUGCAGGGUCACGUCCAGAGCCGCAUCGUUUAUUACUUGAUGAACAUCCACGUCACCCCCCGCGCCAUCUACCUCAGCCGUCACGGCGAGAGCCAGCUCAACCUGCGGGGACGCAUCGGGGGGGACUCAGGGCUCUCCCCUCGGGGGCAGCAGUACGCCCAGGCCCUGGCCGAAUUCAUCCGCAGCCAACGGAUCCGGGAGCUGAAAGUUUGGACCAGCCACAUGAAGCGCACCAUCGAGACAGCCGAGGCCCUGGGGGUCCCCUACGAGCAGUGGAAAGCCCUCAACGAGAUCGACGCUGGCGUCUGCGAGGAGAUGACCUACGAGGAAAUCCAGGAGCGCUACCCCUACGAAUUCGCCCUACGGGACCAGGACAAGUAUCGUUACCGUUAUCCCAAAGGCGAGGUAAACCCCCUCCCCCCAAAUUAA